Messenger RNA from Varanus komodoensis (Komodo dragon), 3142 nucleotides. RefSeq names its product SH2B adaptor protein 1 (gene SH2B1). The transcript is spliced from 10 exons. Bases 1184 to 3052 code for a protein of 622 amino acids. NCBI's taxonomy places the organism in Eukaryota, Metazoa, Chordata, Lepidosauria, Squamata, Varanidae. Gene Ontology annotation, biological process: intracellular signal transduction. Gene Ontology annotation, cellular component: plasma membrane. Gene Ontology annotation, molecular function: transmembrane receptor protein tyrosine kinase adaptor activity. The record is from RefSeq and is a predicted model, not a curated record.
GUGGAGGGUCUCUUUCCUCGCCAGCACACCUUCCCCUUCCCCGACGAGGAGGGGCAACUCCUCUGCCCCCGCCUCGUCUCCUUCCUAGGAAGGAUGCUUCCAGCUACCAGGUGCAGGACCUGGAAGCGUUUAUCUCUGCUGCUCAUGCUGGAGUGGUGUACACUUUUACUCGGAGUAACGCCGUGGAACUGGCUGGGCUUUGCGUCGAAAAAGAUGCAUGUGUAGGGUCACUCUGCAUCUCCCACAAUACUGAGCAUUUCGCCAAGUGUAAUUUUCCAAUAGCAAUUUUCCUUUAUAGUGCUGUAAUAAGGAGAGAAGCCACAAAGUGCAAAUCACACCACCACAUCUUUAUCAUGUUUUUUUCUCCUGGCCUUCCAUCAGUAUUGUUCACUCCUUUUGUAUUUGAGUUACAUUUUCUCAUGUGCUCCCAAUAAAAGUUUUGAGAGGCACCAUAACUCUGAUGGAAGGUCUCUAAUUACAAGAAUCUCUUGGGUUAUAAGGAUGAAAGACACUGUUGUCUGAAACCCUUGUGAGCUGAUGCCGUCAGAAUCUUUUUCUACUGUUUUUUUAGUCUACAUAGCACAUGUCGAAAGCUUUCUUAUUCUGAGUCAGACUAUUAGUCUAUCUAGCCAAUCAUUGCUGACACUGGCUAGUAUCAGCUCUCUAAAGUUUCAGCCAGGGUUCUUUUCUAGUUCCUCUUAAAGAACCUGGGCAUUGAAUCGUUCUGUAUGCAAAGCAUGUAUUCUAUCUCUGAACUAACACUUUUCUCUAUCAGGACAUCAUACUCCUGAGAAACUUGCUUUUGUAAUUGAGGGUCAACAGGUUGUUGUCACGUGAGAUAAUCCCCCUGGAACUUUUACCCUGUUCUUCAUCAGUUGCAUAUUUACAUCAUGUUGAUUGUCCUGUCUUCAUGGAGCUUCACAUUUAGGGGAGGAUUCAGCAUAUUGGAAUAGGCAAAAGGAAGUUUACCAAAAAAUGCUGUUGAAAUAGCCUUUUUUUCUGGAACUGGAAAAAGGGAAAAUUUACAAGGACAAUUUUCCUUGGGGGAUAAAUUCUGCAAGCUGAAAACCACUAUCUGCUGGCUGCUGCUCAUCCUCAUAUUUAAGGUCAUCAGGCCACUGUUACCAGCAGCAGCCCAGUCUCCGCACUGGGUGUGUUGUCACUCCGCCCAACCCAGGCGACCAUGAACGGGAGUGCAGUGCCCCUGUCACCAGUAGGGGGAGGGAUGGUGGGAGAACCUGCCUCUCUCCCUUCACCGGGCUGGCGGGAAUUCUGUGAGGUGCAUGCUCGUGCCGCUGCAGUGGACUUUGCCCGUCGUUUCCGGGCCUUCCUUGGUGAGAACCCGCAGUUUGCCACUCCAGGAGCUGAAGCUGCCUUCUCACGCCGUUUUGCUGAGCACUUCCUGGAACAUUUUGAGGCAGAAGUGAGCCGAGCCUACGCCAGCGACUCACCGCCUCGAUGUGACAUUGCCCCCUUCACUGGCUGCUCCUCUGCACGUGAUCUCUCUGAGACUUGUAGCGACUCAUCUGUCGCCUCCCCUGUGGAGCCUCCUGUGGGGCCACCCUCCGGCCUCUCCAGCAGUCAGUCCCGCAGUUCUGAAGAUGUGUCUACUGUGGCGACGGUUACUGCCACCAAACCAAAGUUGAAGAAGCGCUUCUCUUUGCGCAACGUUAGCCGCAGCGUCCGAGGUAGCGUACGCGGCAUUCUGCAGUGGAAGACUUCGGCCGAGUCAUCCCCUGGUGGCGGAGAUGGGGCAGCCCCUGGAGCCAACAGUAAUUCCAACUGUUCGGGGGGGGGUGACUCUGAGCGCUGGACUCACAGAUUUGAGCGCCUGCGGCUCCACAAAGCCCCCCCAGCCGCCCUCCGAAUGGAACUGGCCAGUGUGCGGCGUGAGGGCCUUCUGAACUACAUUGUAGCUGACGAUGGGUCAGGAGGGGGCAGCCGGACCCGCUGGCAGAAAUGCCGUCUUCUCCUACGCAAAGCAGGGAAGGGGGAGGGGGAGGGUUACCUAUUGGAGUUCUACAUCCCACCAAAGGCAUCGAAGCCACGGGUCAGCAUCGCUUGCUCCUGCGUCGUGGACGUGCGGACAACGACGCCCCUGGAAAUGCCAGACAAAGAGAACACCUUUGUGCUCAAGCUGUCAAGCUCCUUGGAGUACAUCCUUGAGACGGUUGACUCACUACAGAUGCGUUCAUGGUUGGCAGACAUUCAGGAAUGCAUGGGCCUUGGAGAGAGCACAGAUAGUCUGGAGCAGCCGUGCAUGAACCACUCAGAAAGUAUGCCCAGCCGGGAACUUCCCAUGGUGCCGAGUGAGAGCAGUGAACAGCUCAGCCAAGGUGCCUAUGGUGGACUGAUGGAACGCCCCUCAGCCUCCAUGUCCCCCAGCUCGGUCUCCAUCGCUGCCUCGCACUUUGACUCAAUGGAGCUGCUUCCGCCAGAGCUGCCACCUCGGGUGCCGAUCGAUGAAGGUCCAUUUCCCACUGGCCUUCUCCAUACGACUUUCCCCGAAACUCCUGACACCACAGGUUCCUUCCUCUUCCAAGGGGAGCCCGAUCCAGGUGGGGGAAGUCUUGGUGACACAGAGCACCCCCUCUCCGAGUACCCCUGGUUCCAUGGCACCCUCUCACGUCUCAAAGCAGCCCAGCUGGUGUUAGCAGGGGGAGCCAGCAGCCACGGCGUUUUCUUAGUCCGUCAAAGUGAGACACGGCGUGGUGAAUAUGUCCUGACCUUUAACUUCCAGGGCAAGGCCAAGCACCUGCGUCUCUCCCUUAAUGAGGACGGGCAGUGCCGGGUUCAGCACCUCUGGUUUCAGACCAUCUUCGACAUGCUGGAGCACUUCCGGGUCCACCCCAUCCCCCUGGAAUCAGGCGGCUCCAGCGACGUGACGCUUGUCAGCUACGUGGUUGCUUCACAGCGGCUGCACGGCCGGGACCGGGCUGGGAGCCGAGCGCCAGUGUCUGGGUUCAGUGGGGACCCCGACUCGCCCCCCAACCUCAUCUCCAUCCUUGCUGCUGCCUCUGCGGGUGACUGCGUAACCGAACACCUCUCGUAACCUGCCACCACCGCCGCCUCCACUCCCCCCAGCUCGGCCACCUCAUGCUCCCCCUGACCAGGGCUUGCCGGAGGCUGAGGGGCAAAUUGA